AUGCUUGCCACGAGAGUACUACGAGCCGCCGCGGGCGGACCCAAGCCUAACAUCACCGGCUUCAACAUGCGAGCGUUCCAAGCAUCCACCGGCCAGCCUCGAUACGAUCCUUGGGAGCGAAACGAGGCCUGGCGAUACCAGGGCCCCUACACCCGUUGGAACCGUCUCAAGAGCGGCUUCCCCGGUCUCGGCAUCGCGACAGUCGCCUUCACUGCCUACUGCGGCUACGAGUAUUUUUUCCUUGAGGACGAGCACCACCAUGGCGAGGAGCACCACUAG
Fusarium pseudograminearum CS3096 is the source of this 279-nucleotide messenger RNA. RefSeq lists its product as uncharacterized. Gene Ontology annotation, biological process: mitochondrial respiratory chain complex I assembly; electron transport chain. The transcript has 3 exons. The record is from RefSeq and is a predicted model, not a curated record. Gene Ontology annotation, cellular component: mitochondrion. NCBI's taxonomy places the organism in Eukaryota, Fungi, Ascomycota, Sordariomycetes, Hypocreales, Nectriaceae. The coding region runs from base 1 to 279 and encodes 92 amino acids.